This is a messenger RNA of Penicillium olsonii, 1026 nucleotides long. NCBI's taxonomy places the organism in Eukaryota, Fungi, Ascomycota, Eurotiomycetes, Eurotiales, Aspergillaceae. The record is from the annotation of a GenBank genome assembly.
AUGCUCGAUGGUAAGCUUGUGGCUUCAUACCCAGGCUUCCCAGAAAGUUAUGAUGAUUCUGAACGGCCCGCGCCGAUACUUGCGAUUCAAGCCAACUUCAUCAAGGGUGGACUUCUUCUAAAUUUCUCUACUCAACACAACGCCAUUGAUGCCAGCGGCAUGAUGCAAGUGAUCAAUCUUUUUUCUGUGGCGAUGCAGGGCGGAGAUUUUAGCUCGACCGCUAUAAAUGAAGGCAAUCGCGAUCGCCGCAUGGUGAUACCUCUCAUUGCACCUGGAGAGCCAAUCCGAGAUCACAGCCAUCUCCAAAUUCCGCCAAACUUUGCCUUUCCCCCGGCAUCAAGUCUGGAUGGGGUACCUCGAUGGGGAUAUUUCCUGAUGAGUGCCUCGUCAGUACCCAAGAUCAAGGCAGCCGCCUCACAGUUCCAAGGAGGCAACCAGUCCGUCCCCUUCAUCUCCAGCAACGACGCCUUGAGUGCGUUUUAUUGGAAAUCUAUCGCCGAUGUUCGUAUGCGCAAUGGAAGACCACCCCAGAUGGUCUCCAAAUUUCUGCGAGCAAUUGACGCUCGCAAAGCAAUGGGAAUUUCAUACGAGUAUAUGGGCCACAUGGUCUACCAUGCAACCACAUGGAUGACAUUUGCCGAGAUCCAGGAAGCGCCGAUCUCGACAAUCGCUUGCAAGCUGCGCAGGGACCUCAACGAUGUCAACAACGGGUUCUCGGUCAGAAGCUACGCGACUUAUAUUGCUAACACACCUGACAAAUCUCGCAUCUUGUAUGGAGGACUAUUCAAUCGGAACACGGAUAUCGGGGCAUCAGCUGUUGCUAAUGCAGACUUCUUGCAUUCAUUUGGUGUCAUUGGUAAGCCGCAGUUUGCAAGGAGGCCUAACUUGGCCCCUAUCCCAGGUUGUGUGUACUUCAUGCCUUCCGAGGGUCAGCAUUUGCCCAUUCUGGUCUGUUUGCGGCAUGACGAUAUGGAAGGUCUGAAGAAUCAUCCGGAAUGGAAAAGAGUGACCGAGUUCAUCGGGUAG